AUGUACCCAUACAAUCAAAAUGCAUACGGACGGCCCCCAAUACAGGCCCCUCCAGGCAUUCAGAUGCCUCCAGGCUUUGGCUUCCCUCCUGGCUUAAACCCUGCCGGCUCCGGCCCUCCAAAUUUUACAGCACCUGGUGCACCCGGCAGCACCCCUCAUGCAGCACAAGCUAGUGGUCCUAACCGUCAAGGCAUUCCUGCCUUCACGCCACCUGCCAGUCUCCCGAACAUUAACUUCAAUGCUCCGAUCAUUAGGCUGGGGACAGCAUCGACAAAACAACAACCAUUACCUGGUGGAUCAUCGCACCAACAGUCCCCAGGUCUAUCACACCCUCCUCCAAACUCAAAGGCCCCCCUUAACCAAAAUUCGAAUUCUUCCACGAGGGAAUCUGCCUCUGGAUUUAUCCCACCGACUAUUGAGGAACAACUAAAGUCGGUUUUUGUAGGGUCGCUUCCUCCUUUUCUAGAAGAUCAAUGGAUCGAACGAAUUCUCAAGGCCGCAGGCCCAGUCCGACGAUGGAUACGAGUAUCUGAUGAGGGGGGGAAACCCCGAAAUUACGGGUUUUGCGAAUACGAGACAUUCGAGGGGGUCCUAGCAGCUCUUACCGCCAUCCACGAACUGAGUAUCAUACACCCAGACGAUCAUGACAAGACCUCAAAUAUAUCAGUGACUAACGAUGACCGUGCGGACGACAUCCUCGACAAACUAAAAACCCAAGAGGCCACUGAUGCUGCAGAUGGAGGAUCGAGCGCUGUGGACAAAGGUUCCCGGUACGAGUCUAUUCGUCUCGCUAUCAGUGGUAUAAUUUCUGAAUAUUCCGACCCCGAUCGCCAUAUAGACGCGAGACAGCAAGAGAAAACCGGGAACGGUGACAAAAACCAAGACUCUACUGAUGACGACUUGAAUAAAACAGACCAAGGGCAACCCGAGGUCGUAACGAUAUCCCUGACUAUAGAUGAUGAGCUGGCAGACAUCCCUGCAGACAUGCGGGAAACCGUUUCUAAGGAAAUAGCGGCUUUCAGAGAGCGCUCGAACCGGAGAGACGUUGAAAGGAUAAAACGGGAGGAAGAAAUUGAACAACAAGAGCGUGACCGUAUUUCCGGGGGGCGGGGCUAUCGAUUCGUUUCUCCACCGGCUUCUGCACCGACUGGCCCAUCUGCCGGGCCAAACUCUAUACCAAUCGGCCCGUCAAGGUUGCGCAACGACAUACCGUUCUCCGCCCCGACGGGGCCCGCUGCCCAGUCAGUGAAGUUUGUAAACGGAUCAGCUAGCCGUUUACCUCAGGAAGAUGAGGAUUCUGAUGCGUCAGACUCUGAACUUGAGUUUCGCCGAAAGCAAAAGAAGACUCGCGAGGUUGAUGCCAUAUUCCUGGACCACGAGCGUCGCUGGUUAAACCGUGAGCGGUCACGCACAUCUGCUAUCGAGCGAGAGUCUGUAAGAGACAAAGAAGAUGUAAGGAGAGAAGAAAUAGAACGGGGUGCCAUGGCUUUGCGGCUUUCGGAGUGGAACGAUGAUGUUGAGAUGGACCGCCGGGUAGAAGACUACUAUAUCGAUCGGUCACUUUGGAUAAGAAAUAGGGCCCAGUUUCGAUCCCGAGAGAAGGAAAUGGAUACACGGGACAGGGCGGCGGAGGAGCGUUUACUAGAUAGCGAGAAAAGAGCGUCCGAAGCUAGAACUGUUGAUUCAUUGCGCGAAAAGGUGACAAAUAAGGAUGAACAGGUUUCUGGAAAAGAACCCCAGCAGCCGCGUAUCAAACUUUCUCUAGGGGCUUCGGUGCGCAAUAAAGCAACUGACUUAACAAGGCCAAGGCGUACUGUGGCCGACAUAGAAGGGCUCUUGGAGGACGAAGAAGAGGACAGUUCGAAAACAAGGAGGGUUUUGGUCCCGAUUCAAUACGAGGAUAGUGUAGGCGCGGAUGAUGAAUCAAGAGAAGAGCUUGUCAAAGCGCUAGCACAGGAGAUACCAUCCGACAAAAAUGGACUCUGGAACUGGAAGGUCAAUUGGGAAUUUGUGGAUGAUGCUAUGAUAAAAGAAAAACUGCAACCUUUCGUAGAGAAGAAGAUUGUUGAAUAUCUUGGAGUUCAGGAACAAGAACUUAUUAAUUUUGUUCUGGAACACAUCAAAAGGCGAGGCUCUGCUACAGACCUUGUAAAGGAACUGGAGAUGGCAUUAGAUGAAGAUGCUGAGGUAUUGUUGUUUGUGCUUGUGCACGCUCGUGGGGUGAAAUGGGUACCGCCGCCGCAUAAAACGCCACAGUUUCGAACAAAACCAUCCCCAGAACCCACAUUUGACAUCAACCUGUCUCGCGCACCAGCACCGGCUGCCCAUUCCGCACCUCACCAAAACGUAAGCCCAACUGUGCCCUUUAAUGUUUCGUCGCCAUCGCCCAAAAAUAUCCCUUCGCCUGGCCGUCGUCUUCAUACUCUAACUACCCCCGACACCCACCAUAUUGAUCUCCAGAAUAUCCAACUUUGGGCAAAAAUGAUGAUGGAGAUGGAAGAAGGGACAAACGCCCCACCCACGGCCUCCUCGAAUCUCCAAGGAAGCGCACAAUUCGCGACAACUCAGAGCACGAGUCACUCGGGGUUCCGCAGAGACUCUAAAAGUGCGUCUCCUGGAGCCGCACCAAGGGUUGUUGUCGGUGAUCAGCCACCAUAUGAAGCAGAUGAACCGUCUCUUUCGACGAUCACCCCGGAUUCUCUAGCUGAACCCGAAGCCAGCCCUUUUGUUCAGUUUCUAAAGCCUAAGUUCGCUCGCGCCCCCAUUAAGGACGCAGGGCGAGUUGCUUACUUGGGAGAAUCAUCUAAUCUCAGCUUGCUGGUGCACGACAGACACGGCGCCACUGAUGUCGUACAUUACCCCCUGCCAGAGAGCAUUAGAGGGGCCCGCGCCCAGCUUACGGAGCUUGAUAGCGAGGAAAUUGACAUUCUCAACAGAAGAGGAGCAUUUUUGUUGCCACCAAGGGCGCUUUGUGAUGAGUUGGUAGAUGCUUUCUUUCGCCAUAUCGCUCCUAUCGUCCCCGUUAUCAAUCACAACAGGUUUAUGCAACGGUAUAGGGACCCCGCAAACCCCCCAUCCCUUCUUUUACUGCAAGCGGUGCUUCUUGCGGGCUCUCGUGUCUGUACAAACCCAGCUCUCAUGGAUGCGAGCGGUUCUACAACGCCGGCCGCUUUAACGUUCUACAAGCGGGCCAAGGCUUUAUACGAUGCAAACUACGAGGACGAUCGGGUAACCAUAGUACAGUCGCUUAUAUUGAUGGGGUGGUAUUGGGAAGGCCCGGAAGAUGUUACAAAAAACGUUUUUUAUUGGAGCAGAGUCGCUACGGUUGUUGCACAAGGUUCUGGAAUGCAUCGGAGCGUAGAACGUUCCCAGCUCAGCAGGGCAGAUAAGAGAAUAUGGAAAAGGAUCUGGUGGACAUUGUUUACGCGCGAUAGAUCUGUAGCUGUUGCGCUCGGGCGCCCGGUUCAUAUAAAUACAGAUGAUUCUGAUGUCGAAAUGAUAUCCGAGGAUGACUUUGAUGAAGACGAGCCAGGAGCUUCCGUGGAAUACAAGCCGAAUCCGCUCCAUGUAAAGUUUUUUCUUCAUUACGUCAAGCUCUGCGAAAUCAUGGGAUUGGUACUUUCACAACAAUACUCUGUCGCCCUCCGUACUCGCAGGCACCAUGUGAUCGAUCUCACACACAGUGAUAUGGCAUUGGCAGAUUGGAUGAUCAACCUGCCGGAGGAGAUGAAGUAUCAUAUGAACGAUGUCCGAAGGCAAAAUUUUUGGGCAGCUCUCCUCCACUCUACAUACUAUACGACUUUGUGUCUGUUGCAUAGAGCGCAUAUGCCACCGGCUACCCUCCCCGAUUCUGCUCAUCUUAACAAUACCAUAUCAGGGUACCCAUCCCGCAAAAUCGCCUUCCAAGCAGCAGCCAACAUAACAACCAUCAUACAAAACCUUAGGGCUCAUGAUGAAUUAAAAUAUUGCCCAGCUUUCAUUGUUUAUAGUUUGUUUUCAGCAUUGAUAAUGCAAGUGUAUCAGGUUCGUUCCUCGCAACCUGCGAUAGUUGCAAUAACCCAAGACAGGAUGAAAGUAUGUAUGGAAGCUUUGAAGGAAGUUUCGAAGAUUUGGCUAGUUGCGAAAAUGGUUUACACUCUAUUUGAUUCUAUUUUGGGGAACAAGGCUCUGGAGGAAAGAUUGGCCAAAACUAGUGGGUACCGCCGUUCUGGCGACAAAGCGAGACGCAGCGACGCCUCAAGCAGAAAAAUCACGGAUACGGCUUCAAAGAGGAAAUUCGAAGACAUCGAUCUCGGAACCAUUUCAACAGGGCCAACUCCCCAAAUGUCCUACGAAAGGUCACGACCACAAACCCCCACGGUCUCUCCAGGUCUUAAACAGCAACAGAGCAUCCGCCAAACAACGACCAUCCACGGCCAUAAUCUGCAACAUCCGUUUGGUGGCAAUUCACAUACAGCCUCAACGAGUGCGGAUCCUCAUAAUGUUCGUUCAUACCAUCAACAUGCUUCUGGGUUUCUUCCAAAUAUUGGAGUCCCCGCAACGCCACCUGAUUUUUUCUUGGUAACAAAAUCCUCACCGCCAAUAUCUCAGGCUUUAUGGGAAAACUUCCAGCCAAAUCAACUGUUUCCGGAGGAGUCAGGAAACAGUGGCCUCGAAAACAUCCCUUCGAACCAUGACACCACGCCUCAGCCGCCUAAAUGCUCUCUAGUAGAUGCAACCUCUCAGUCAUUCGCGAGCUCUCUUCAAACCCCCCCCCUAAAGCCAAAAGAAACUACCCAUCUGGCCAAUAGCCCAGAUAUGCAAAUUGAUUCUAGCCACAUACACAAUGGUGAUCUUAAUCACAGCUCCCUUUGGGCAGCAAACUUGGACGUCGAUACCUCGAUGGACUCACCUGAUGACUCUUGGAGUAACAGUAGCUCCGGCCUCGCGCAAAGUGCACCUACAACGUUGAAUGUGGAGGACUGUGCUGGUUUCGAUAUCAACCAACUUGGUCUAGGAUCAUCAGGAGGUUAA
This is a messenger RNA of Orbilia oligospora ATCC 24927, 5013 nucleotides long. RefSeq lists its product as uncharacterized. Lineage: Eukaryota; Fungi; Ascomycota; Orbiliomycetes; Orbiliales; Orbiliaceae. The record is from RefSeq and is a predicted model, not a curated record. Gene Ontology annotation, biological process: DNA-templated transcription; mRNA processing. Gene Ontology annotation, molecular function: zinc ion binding; DNA binding; RNA binding. The transcript is spliced from 14 exons. The coding region runs from base 1 to 5013 and encodes 1670 amino acids.